This is a messenger RNA of Sinocyclocheilus anshuiensis, 3030 nucleotides long. RefSeq names its product protein MGARP-like. Gene Ontology annotation, biological process: anterograde axonal transport. The transcript is spliced from 8 exons. NCBI's taxonomy places the organism in Eukaryota, Metazoa, Chordata, Actinopteri, Cypriniformes, Cyprinidae. The coding region runs from base 138 to 1916 and encodes 592 amino acids. Gene Ontology annotation, cellular component: mitochondrion. The record is from RefSeq and is a predicted model, not a curated record.
GGGAGGAUUCAGACACGCGCUUUCUCCUCCCCUCAUGUUCACUCCUCCCCUCCAACUGUCUCUGCACUUUCAGUCAUUCAUUGCGCCUCCACUGGACUCGUCUCGCACGCUGCUUUCCUCCUGUGGCAGUUUGGACGAUGUUUGCGUGCAGAGCAGCCUGGCACAGGUGUGGGCCUCUGGCGCGACAGUCCCUGUACCGCGCUCGGCUCAAUAGAGAUGUAGUUCCACGGAGGCUCAUGUCGUCAGUUCCUGGUGGCUCCGGUGAGAAUUUCCUUUAUGUCGUCCUCUGCGGUGGAGCCUUCGCCGGUGCCGUGGCAUAUGCUUACAGAACAGUUGCAACAGACCACGCACGUUUUGUUGAUCGUGUUUCUGAAAUUGAUGCUCGUCCCAAGUCUGACUGGAAACCCAAACCAUCGCCACCCAAGAGUGAGGAGAAUGGCAAUGAAGAAGCUAGUGCAGAGGAAGGAGAGGUGGCAGAAACUGUAGAGAGCACAGCCGAGGAGGAUGUUCCUGCUGAGGCACCUGAGGUCUUGCUGGAAACAGCCGAGGCCACCAGAGGGAAGGUGGGAACUCUCGAGACCGUUGUGGAAAAGGUUGCCGAGACGGUUGCAGAGACUGCAGAGGUGGUUGCUGAGGUGGCGGGGGUUCUUCAUGAAACCACAGAGGAGGUGGCAGCAGUGGCAGAAGAAGUGCAGAAGGUAGCAGAGGAAGUAGAAGCAGCAGCAGAGGCUGUCGUAACUCCUGUUAUCCAAGCUGAAGAGCCGGCGUCAGAGAGCAACGGGUUGGUUAGCACACCAGCAGCAGAAACAGUAAAACUGGCUGCUGCCUCCGUGAUCGAGGCUGUUCCUGUGGAGUCUGUAUCCGUGGAAGAUGUGUCAGUUGAAGCUCUACCAGAGAUGCCCACUGAGGUUCCUACAACAGAUCAUUUGGAAAAUGUACCAGUAACAGAGAUGGCACCUGUUGCUCCAGUGAUGGAGGAGGAACCAGCUUCUCUAGUAGCAGAAGAAGUAGCAGAGGCACCAGAUGCCACUGUAAUAGAAGAGCCUCCUGUAGCAGAGCAAUUGUCCAUUCCUCCAGUGACAGAAGUAAUAUCAGUUUCCCCUGUUGUAGAUGAGCCUGUUGCUAGAGUGGUAGAAGAGUCUCCAGUAGCAGAGGAGACACCAGUUGAUUCAGCAGCAGCAGAAGUAUUUGUUGCUCCAGUGAUUGAAGCAGCACUAGUUUCCCCAGUUGUAGAAGAACCAGCUGUUGCAGCGGUGGUAGAAGUGGCUCCAGUUGUAAAGGAGACACCAGUUGAUUCUCCAGUAUCCUCAGAAGAAGCAUCUGAUGUCCCUGUGAUAGAAGAGGAAGUUUUAGUUGCCCCAGUGACAGAAGAGACAUCUAUUGCCCCAGAAGCAGAGGAGGUAUCAGUUGCCCCAGUGAUAGAAGAGAUGCCUGUUGCCCCUGUGACAGAAGAGGCAGCCGUUUUCUUUGUAACUGAAGGCGCACCUGUUGUAGCAACUGAAGAACUUGAGGAAACACUUGCAGCCAAAGUAGCAGAAGAGGAUAUUUCAGUGGUUGAGGAAGUGAAGGCAGAAGAGGUGAUUGCAGAAAGUGCAGUUGUGGAGGCUCCAGUAAGUAUAGUUGAGGAACAAGCAGCAAGUCCAGUUGUGGAAGUUACAGAAAGUGUUGUUGAACCAGAUGUUGCAAGCAUAGUGGUCACUGAGGAAGUUGCUCCAGCUGAAACGUCAAGUGCACCUUUGGAAGAGCCCAAACGACACUACAUACUGGUUGUCUUGGAGGGAGCUCCCAAAACAGAAAAGAAGCCAAUGGUGCUCGGUGUAUCACCCGUGACUGGCAAGAUCAUCCCAGCCCCUGAUGAUGGUGAAGAGCCAUCGGGACAGGGCAAGCACCGUAUGCUUAAAGUGCAGAUGUAUUAACACCAACUAAAAAAGUUGGGAGCAGUCAGAUGUCCUGGGAUAGUAAACCGGUUCCCUGAUAAACAAUUAGUGAUGUGCCUUCCCCAUUUCCUUGAGCCCCUGGAUUUCAGUAAUCCUUACACUGGGCCCAGAAUGCAGUUUCCUUCCGACUCAGCUCAAAAUAAUACUCUAUUUCCACUGACAUGCUCUCCACUGGAGAGUGGUUACUUCAUGUGAACAUUCACUUCACUCUGAUGUGAGACAAAAGUUUCUUGAAAAUUAUAAUAUGCAUGAAAAGCUGUGACCUAUAUUUAUAGCCUUUUUAAAUGGAACGCCACUCUUUUUGACUCAACUGCACAUUGGAGCCUGUACUAUAGUGAACCCUGCCUCAAACAUCACAUUAUAGGACAUGUCUUGGAAUUGGCAUGUCAAUAGCUGCAACCAGCAGGGCUACAAAUUUGCCACAAACACUGUCAUACCUGCAUGCUGGCCAUCAGUUUUCUGGUUCUCCUCUGUCUUCAAUCUAUUUUUCAUUUGCAUUAUUUAUGAAUUAGCACUAUUAUUAUUUUUUGUACCUCUCUACCUCAGCUUGAAAAGACAGUGUUCUCCUUUUUCUAGUAACCAGUAUUAUAGUAACCAGCUGGCAUUACCAAUGGGACAUGACUAGGUCAAAAAACAACUGACAAACCGAUUACCUUUACCAAUAUAGUCAAUACAACAAUAAGCCAUGUUACAAGUCACAUUCCAGUAUUCAUUUCUAAAGCGAGUCUCUACAAUGUUAUCCAAAAGGCAGACCCCACUGCUGCACUCCUUUGCCUUUGUUUUGCUGUUCUCUCUUCUCUUGUGAUUAUAAAACUUGUUUGGCAAAUACAUAAAUAAAUUCCUUUGCUUGAUGUGGCAAAAACAAGGUCCCCAAAUCUGUUACGCUAACGUUACACUCUCGCUGAUACUACAGUUUUGAUGCUCAUAUGAUUUGAGAUUUUAGACUGGUAGACAGGCAUAUGUGGAUCCACAAAGGAAAUUAAGGUCAGAUAAAUAAAAAUAAUAAUAAUAAAAUGUAAAAAAAAAAAAAAAAAGACCUAACAAUUUUGUCUCUUUAUUUCCUUCAUAUUUCAAAAGGGACCUUAUAAGUGUU